Messenger RNA from Mizuhopecten yessoensis (Yesso scallop), 5788 nucleotides. RefSeq names its product patched domain-containing protein 3-like. Lineage: Eukaryota; Metazoa; Mollusca; Bivalvia; Pectinida; Pectinidae. The record is from RefSeq and is a predicted model, not a curated record. The transcript is spliced from 26 exons. Bases 83 to 3511 code for a protein of 1142 amino acids. Gene Ontology annotation, cellular component: membrane.
CAGACUGGGUUAUGCCGUUGCUAAACACCCCAUCCUGACAAUCUGUCUAUGUGUCCUUAUAUGUGGCCUGUGUGGAAUAGGAAUGAAGGACUUCAAAGAGACAAAAGAGGCGGAAAAACUCUGGGUACCUUCAACAUCACGAAUUCAGGAGGAAAAACGCUGGGUGAUGAAGAACUUUCCACCUUUCACUCGAUACGCUUCUGUCAUCAUCACAGCCGACAACAUCCUUUCACCAGUGUCCCUCAGAGCGAUGAUGGCAUUCUACAAGGCUGCUAGUGCUGUAGAGAGUGGUCCACACACUCUAGAAACUUUGUGCUUUCGAGUUGGUACUGUCUGCCAUGUGACCAGUGUGCUAGAACUGUGGUUUUAUAAUGAAGAUCUCAUCAAUUCCCUAACACAGGAAGACAUUAUUCACAAAAUCAACAAUGUUACAAUGAGUCCAAUGUAUCACAACAAGCUUCACCUGGGCUCCCUACUUGGUCAGACCUGGCAUGACUCAUCCGGCAAGAUUGUGGGAGCCAGGGCCGCCUCCAUGUUAUUUCUGCUGUACGAUAAUGCUAAGUGGAAGGAGCUUGCCAUGGAUUGGGAACUCCAGAUGGUCAGUCUGGCGAAAUCGGGUCACAGUGACCUAAAUGAUAUCUUCAUCUACACAACAAGGAGUUUUGAUGAUGAGGGUUAUGGAGCUGUGGAUGCUGAUGUGAACCUACUGUCCACAGGAUUCUCCCUGGUGAUGAUCUAUCUCAUCCUCACUCUGGGCAGGUUCAACCUCGUCCAUCAGAAGUUCUAUCUGUCUAUGGCGGGACUCCUGAGCGUGGGACUAGCCAUUGCGUUUGCCUAUGGUCUGGCCAUCUCAUGUGGAGUUCUGUACGGUCCUGUCCAUGCGCUCAUGCCUUUCCUCCUCCUGGGUAUUGGGGUUGAUGACAUGUUCGUGAUCGUGGAGUCCUGGAAAAACUUGACCCCAAAGGAAAUGCAGCUGCCCCUGGUGGACCGGAUGGCACUUUCUCUCAAGCACGCUGGCGUGUCUAUCACUGUGACCUCCAUCACUGACGUUGUGGCUUUUGCUAUAGGGGCUUCAACGGUGAUUCCAGGCCUCAGUGGCUUCUGUAUCUAUGCAGCCCUGGGGAUACUGGGUCUUUACGGUCUCCAGGCAACCUUCUUUGUGGCCUGUCUGACGUUGGAUCAGCGUAAGGUGGAGGCCUCGCGUGAUGGUUGUAUACCCUGCUACAUACACAAAAACUAUACCCCAAAUUCCUUCAGCCAAUGGAAUAUAAUGAGUACAAUCUUUGAAAAAUACAUUGGACCCACUUUGAUGAAGUUUCCUGUCAAAGUGCUGGUUCUACUAGUCACGUUCGCUCUACUUGGAGUCAAUAUCUGGGGGUUUUACCAGCUACGGCAGGACUUCAGCCUAACAAUGUACAUCCCGUCCGAUUCCUACGCUCAUAAAUACGCCAUGGCCAGGGAGGAGUAUUUCCCGUCUGACGGGCUUGACACCGCUGUCUACUGCAAAGACUUUGAGUACCACAAGAGUCGGGAUUUGAUGGAGAAGAUGUACCACAAUAUAGUUGAAGAUCCAUACAUCAUCAAUGGUUCUGUUGUGUUCUGGUUCUCCGCCUUUAAUGACUGGUUUGACACGGUGAAGGAUGAACCGUCCGUGGCCCCUGCCAUUUAUGGAGAUGUACCGUAUCCAUACUCCAAGGCUUGGUUUGCAUUACUGCUACACCGUUUUGUCUACCAGACCCCACAGGGCCAGGCCUACCAACAGUUCAUUAAGUUUGAGUUUGCAUCAUCGACUGGCAACCCAAUUAUCUUGGGAACAUAUUUUACACUGCGACACACCUAUCAACCUGACUCUAAGUCUGAGAUCAUCGCCAUGGAGAGUCUAAGACAUGUUGUAGAUAAUUUGGGGCUCCCUGGAGGGGGAUGCUUCGCCUACACCGAUGUUUACCUUACAUAUGAAACAAAUAAGAUACUUCAACGGGAGCUGUACCGGAACCUCCUUCUGGCUGUGAUCUGUGUGUUCAUUGUCACCCUUCUAUUGAUAGCAAACUUCCGCACCAGUCUCAUCGUAUUCACAUGUGUCAUUUUCACCCUGGUUGAUGUAGCUGGUACACUUCACUUCUGGGGUGUUACCAUAGAUACAGCAAGCAGCAUCCUGCUGACCCUGUCAGUGGGCCUGGCGGUUGAUUACUCCGCCCAUAUUGGUCACAUGUUCAUGACAGUCCAGGGAACCAGACCAGAGCGAGUGGUGUCCACACUGAAGAAGAUUGGCCCGGCUGUGUUUAGUGGUGGCUUCAGUACAUUCCUGGCCUUCUUACUGCUGUGUAACAGCUACAGUUAUGGCUUCUCACUGUUUUUCAGGGUGUUUUUUACAGUUGUGUUAUUUGGGCUGUUCCAUGGACUUAUCUACCUCCCUGUUGUCCUGAGCUGGAUUGGGCCAGAACCAUACGACACACAUGUGAUGACAGAAGACAGGACAAAUAUUUACAUCCCAGAGUGUAAAUGUGAAAGUCAAGGGGAGAUCAAUCACUUUGAACCAUCAACACAGAGACCAACUUUCGGGGAAUCUGCAGACCAGGAAGCUUUGUGGGUUCCACAGGACCCCUACGUUAUGGACAAAACAGAACUUACCUCUACGGACACAGUCCAGUCACCUCUACUGACCAACAGCUCGAAGGAUACGACAACUCAACCGGACCUGCCAUCAUCUCAGACGACCUUGACCUCCAUGCUGCCAUCAGUCAACAUCACCACGGAUACCAACCCUCUUCUACAGGAAAGGAAGGUAGACGUGUCCCCGACUGGUUCUGGCGAGAGGAAGGAAGAGGACAGAAACAGCGAGUUAAUGCCACUGGUUUCCCCGUGGUUAGUGAAGGGUUCAGUGGCUACCUUGGCGCCGUCCUGGGAAGGUACAGCCAGCAGCAUCAAAGCAGACCUACUACCAGGAGGGCUCCAACCAGGGCCCACAGUGUCAACAAUCCAAACAGCACCACACCAGAUACAGACAGAGGAAUCGACCACAGGGCAAUCCACACAUCAGAGAACAGACAAAAACAGGGACCACCCAUAUGCAGAAAUCACAGUUUCCCAAAACAAGGAACUAAACGAAAAUACCCAGACACCUCCCCCAACCUCAGGAACAUCUUCCUCAGUCACGACGACAACACCAGACUCUGGAAUCCACAAUGGGCUCGACACAUCAGUGACAGAGACAGAACCACAGACGUCCCCGUGGGUGGUGAAGGGUUCACAGCUAAUCCUGGUUCCAGGGUGGAACAACACAAUGGAACCUCCCAACACCAACAACAGUCAUCAACAGAAUGGGCAGGGCAAACUAACGGACAGUGGGAUGGAUCCCUCCAGGAAUUCUACGUCUGAAGCUGAUAGGGGCCCAGUCCAGAGAGCGAGUGUAAAAUGGACCCUGUCUCCGACACACGCACAUGUAUACACAACACACAUGGAGGCGUGUCCUGAAACAACCUUAUCUGUUAAUAGGACGUUAAACAAAAUAUAACCAAAUCAUUCCAUAAUUUGAUCUCGGUUCAGAAGAACCCCAUUUCAAGAUGAAAUUUAGGGAGGGCUCAAUACUAAGUAUUUUGUUGUCUAUUGACUUUUGAAAGUUUUCUAUUCAAUUUGUAUACUUGCCAACUUUCACUAUUUUGGAGGGAACUCAAUUUUGGACCCUUAAAUAUAACUUUCCAACCAGUGAAUUUGCUAAACUAUUCCUAUAUUUUAAGAUCUUGAGAUUUCAUCUGAGAGAACAACUUAAAUUAUGCCAUUUUAACGUGUCGUUUUUUCCCUAGGGGUAUAUACAAGCAUUUUAUUUAUGUUUUUAUUAUGAGCAUAGGGAAUAACCACCAUGGAAGUUUUAAAAGAUUGGCAAAUAUGAAUUGUAUGAUGUAAAUAGAAAAUUGAUAAAGUGUAUCUAGAAUGAAUCACAGCUUCUAAUUGACAUCCACUGUUUUUAUUUGUUAAAUCAUGUUGAAAUCCACACCGGAUUUGGUCAUUGAUCAAUAAUCUGUAAAUCACCAAUUUCUGCCUGCCCUCCAUCAGAUGAUGCAUGUUGUAGCUAAAUGAUUUUUAUUGUACAGCGGGUCGACUUUAUGUAACUUUUGGUUUUGUCUCCAAAUCAUGUUUGUUACUUAUAUAUACAUUUUUUUGGGUGUUCUGUCUCAAUUUUUUUUAACUAAAUAAAGGAGUUAUGAUUGUGAGCAUUAUUAAAUAUAAAUAUUAAAAGCUUUGAACUAUAUGUUGAACAUGAGAAGAUUAUUUUAGUACGCUGAAAUCCCAAUCAACCUGGACAUUCAACUUUACCAACAAAUUGUCUAAACGGCAAGAACUUCAACUGAAAAUAUCAUUUCAAUUAAACUCUUCUUGGCUUAACAAGGAGUUUUGUCACAGACCAUGUGUUUUUUCACUGAUGAUCAAUUCUGUCACUGACAACAAGGUCUGUUACUUCAGUGCAAUAUUGUUUGAUGUGCUAUUGGUGUCAAGUUUUGUCGAGUCAGUAAAAACGUCCUUUGCUAAUAGUUUCAAUAGAAUAUUCCUUGCUUUUUAUGUUAACUAGUUGGGUAACAUUGAGUCGACUGUAUUCAAAUAUUAAUACUGAGUGUAAACAAGGUAUAUCCUCUCUAAUUUUGUAAAAUAUGUUUCAGUGGUGAUAGAACCCAUCACAAGAUUAGCUUCAAAUAGUUUUCCUCAGACAUGCUUGUCUGUUGUUUUAUUCUGUAAAUGUCAGAUAACAAGUAACAGGUUAACUACAGCAGUAUUUGUCUUAGUGCUCAUGAUUCAUGCUAUCCCGAAGGCAGUCACUUGACAAUUUGUUACAAUAACUUUUAUUAGCUUAAUUAUCUUGCCCAGUGACCUUGUGCCAUCGUUCAUUGUCUGUCUGCACAGAUGUCUGACCUUCAUUUAAAAGAUGACAAUCCAAAGUUGCUAAAAGCAUUUUGACUACAUGGCUCUUACAUGUGUCAAGGGAAUUCAGCAUUGUGAACAUGAAAAGUGUGGACCCUAGGAGGUUAGAGGGGCUGGGUCCAAAAGUGUGGACCCUAGGAGGGCAGAGGAGCUGGGUCCAAAAGUGUGGACCCUAGGAGGGCAGAGGAGCUGGGUCCAAAAGUGUGGGCCCUAGGAGGGCAGAGGGGCUGGGUCCAGAAGUAUGGACCCUAGGAGGGCAGAGGGGCUGGGCCCAGAAGUGGGGACCCUAGGAGGGCAGAGGGGCUGGGUCCAAAAGUGUGGACCCUAGGAGGGCAGAGGGGCUGGGUCCAGAAGUAUGGACCCUAGAAGGGCAGAGGGGCUGGGCCCAGAAGUGUGGACCCUAGGAGGGCAGAGGGGCUGGGUCCAAAAGUGUGGACCCUAGGAGGGCAGAGGGUCUGGGUCCAAAAGUGGAAAAUGUUACUCAUUUUGUAAGGCUACUGCUUAUGUACAAUUGAACAACGUGACAAGAAGCAUCCCAGGACAAAGGAAAAUCACUGUUGUAUAAAGGAAGGGUGUGCCCCCCCUGGAGACAGAGAUUUGGAUCUCUGUGGUGUACAGGUCAGGGUGUUGAUAUCUGUUAGAAUUGACUAUCCACCAGAUCAAUUCCUGUUAAUGUCCUUAAUUUGGAUUAUUAUUUUAAUUCUUUGAGUAAAUAAAUCAUCUGAGGGGGUAACCACAGUCUAUGUAAGUAGAAAUCUUUCAGCCUCUUGUCUAGUUCAGAUAUCAAAAGGAACAGGUAGGUAGUACAGGCCUGUCUGGCCUUUUACUGUCUGUCAAUUUGUGUUUUUUUUAUUCAGUCCCAUUAUACAAAGUGAUU